AUGGACCCAUUCGCUCAACUGCCCUCAGAACUGAACCAACAAAUCCUCGUUCAUAUCGCUGAUUUUGCCGCUGUCGAAAACCUCAUACCCGCAUCCUCUCACGUCCACGCUGUCUUCCGGGCUCAACCCUCCAUUGUACAUGACCUCAUCCUGGCAAACCCUAUUACCAGUUUCCCCGAGAUACAAAGACUGUGCUACAACAUCAGCCUUAUCCAUACCUCUCAUUACACAGAUUUUGCCCACAGCCAACAAGUGUAUGAGGGCACGCCAAAUCUGGAUUAUAGGGCAUCACUCGGCAUUAUCCACCUAGCUGCCGGAAUACAGCGCCUUGCCUGUGCAUGCCUAUCGCUUAUGCAGCAGAACUUUGCCUCUACCCUUACCCUUCGCAAAGCUGCAACGGGAAGCUGGAAUUGGCCUGCACAAUCAAUACAGGACCUAGACGCAUACAAUGUCUGGAAUAAAAUACCUAGCGGAAACGACGAGCAGGUCUGGACGAUUGCUGCCCUUCUGUCAGACCUAGGCCUCACCCCAUCCUAUGGGCACUACGCCGAGGAGCUGAAGAGAUCUCAGUGGUUCAAAAUGGACACGGAGGGAGCCGAGUCCUCCCACGCUGCCUGGGAAUUCCCCGAGGAAACACCAAUUCCUUUCUUCCACUCUUUCAAUCUGCCCUCCAGUGAGUCCAUGCCCAUCUGGUCUCCGCCGCCCAUACCCCCCGAAAACGAAGCAACAACAUCGACACGGUGGCUGCUUGCACCAAAAUGGCGCUCACGGGUACCAAUGCAUGUCAAGUACUUCCGAAACGAAAACCGGAUGGUCUCUCGAGCGCGUUGCCCUUCAUUGGGAUUGAGCCACUUCAGGCCCUGGCGCCGCCUGGGGCUCGUUAUUUGGGACUCAUGGCGAAUGUGCACUGUUGGACUGUGCUAUUUCCCCUCCAGGGGUCCAGGGCUUGAUCCGCCUAACCCAGACGGUAGCGUUCCGGAGGUGGGACACGAGAAACCGGAUCUUGGGCCGAGAUGGUUGGCGUUGGUCGGCCAGCUUCCAGGCGAAUGA
Penicillium canescens is the source of this 1050-nucleotide messenger RNA. RefSeq lists its product as uncharacterized. NCBI's taxonomy places the organism in Eukaryota, Fungi, Ascomycota, Eurotiomycetes, Eurotiales, Aspergillaceae. The coding region runs from base 1 to 1050 and encodes 349 amino acids. The transcript has 2 exons. The record is from RefSeq and is a predicted model, not a curated record.